UGUGUGUGCAGUCAGCGCGCCGUGACAAAGGCGGCUGCCAGUAAACUGGCGUCAUGUGCACGGCUGAAUUGGAAACGUGUGACUCCUGUCAGAGCGAGGAGGAGGAGGGAGAAAUGUUUUUGGGCUCGUUCUCGCAGGAUUAGAGAUAAAAAUGCGGCCUUGUGUGCAGCCGGUCUGAGCUCAGAAAAUCCAGCUUCCCGUUGACCUGCCGUUCGAGGUUGCCGCAGGGUGGACGGAGCCGUCUCCAUGUUUCCAAAUGUCCCUCUGUAUCCCGGCGUCGUCGUAAGCCCUGAUUCUGCAGAUUAGUUUCUCGCUGAUUUUCGGUGAUUUGUGUUGAUGUGUGUUGGUUUGUGUGCUGUGUUUGAGCAGAUUCAGAGGGGAGGCAGCAUGGCCCGCAGGAAGAGGGUGCUCUGCGUGAUGAUGGUGCUCAGCGUCUUCAUCUGCGUGCUGGUGGGCGUGUCGUGGAACCUCCGGCGAGACAAAAACGCCCGCCACAAGGUUCGAAUCCCGCUCAAGAGGUUCUGGCACCAGCCGGAGCUGAGCAAGUCCUUCUGGAACCGGGAGCAGCAGCGCCUGGACUUCAUCAACAACCCCAUCGUCAGCUCGGCGCUCUCCGGCGGCUCUCUUGGCGAGCUGCCUGAUUGGCUGAAUGACACGGGGCCGAUCGACCCGUGUGAACCCGACCACAGAGUCUCCACGCAGAUCCCGGACUACAACACCCUGCCGCAGCGCUUUCAGGAUUUUCUUUUACACAUGCGCUGCAGGAAGUACCCCAUGCUGAUCAACCAGGAACGUGUUUGUGAUGGAAAACCCUUCCUGCUGCUCGCCAUCAAAUCGCUCGUCCCGCAUUUCGACCGGCGGCAGGCUAUUCGUGAAACGUGGGGUCGCGCUGGUGUCGUAGCCAAUCAGACGGUAGUGACGGUGUUCCUGCUGGGCAACACCUCGCCAAUCGACCACCUCCCGGACCUGCUGGGGAUGCUGCGCCACGAGGCCAAGCUUCACAAAGACGUCCUCCAGUGGGACUACAGGGACACCUUCUACAACCUGACCCUGAAGGAGGUCCUCUUCCUGGAGUGGUUCAGCCAAAACUGUCCCCACGCCCAGUAUGUCCUCAAGGGAGACGAUGAUGUCUUUGUCAACACUUUACGAAUUAUCAGCCUCCUCGAAGGCCUGUCAGACAAGAGGUCCAAGGAUUUGUUCAUAGGGGAUGUCAUCAGCGACGCCGGUCCACACCGAGACAAAAAACUCAAGUACUUUGUCCCGGACAGUGUGUUCGUGGGGCUCUACCCGCCUUAUGCAGGAGGCGGCGGAUACCUGUACUCUGGAGGGUUAGCGCUACGUCUUUAUAACGUCGCUCAGCAGAUAGUCUUGUAUCCGAUUGAUGAUGUCUUCACAGGGAUGUGCCUGAAAAAGCUGGGCCUCGUUCCUGAGGACCACAGCGGCUUCAAGACUUUUGACAUUGAUGACAAAUACAGGACUAACCCCUGCGUCUACAGGAACCUGCUGCUGGUUCACAGCCGGACGCCUCAGGAGAUGCUGACCAUCUGGCCGUGGAUCAUCAAUUUGGAGCUGAGCUGCCAGUGAACACCUCCGUCUUUGUUCGCACCGUUUGAUUUCAGCACCUUUCGAUAAUUUAAAGCCCUCAAAUCUGAGCAAAAGUCGAAACGAGUCAUGUUAAUUUUUUUCAUCAAGCAAAUUGAUCACAAAUUACAGUUUGCAUAGUACAGUAUAUUAUAAUAUAAUAUAUAAAAUAAAUAAUAAAAACUACAAACAAUGAUAUUUUUACCUCUGAACUGAUG
Molecule: messenger RNA, 1799 nt
Organism: Plectropomus leopardus (leopard coralgrouper)
Lineage: Eukaryota; Metazoa; Chordata; Actinopteri; Perciformes; Serranidae
Source: RefSeq, a predicted model, not a curated record